Molecule: messenger RNA, 956 nt
Organism: Ricinus communis (castor bean)
Lineage: Eukaryota; Viridiplantae; Streptophyta; Magnoliopsida; Malpighiales; Euphorbiaceae
Product: protein YAE1
Exons: 3
Coding region: 316-855 (179 amino acids)
Source: RefSeq, a predicted model, not a curated record
UUUUUUUUGAGAAAACAAUUAGAACUUAUAAUUCAUAUUAUAAUCUCGGUUAUAUGUGUGUUUAAGUUGAUUGAGCUUCUCUUAUUAUUUGUUUACUUACUGAUUAAAAUAGUAUUAGAAGCUUAAGUUCGAGAGCUUAUUGUUUUGUGUUUCUUCUUUACUGAUACUGAAUAGAUGGAAGGCGGUUUUGCGGAGGAGCUUUACUCUGAAACUUUGCAAUUAUCAAAACUAGAAUUGGUUCCUGGUCAGUUUAUAUCUCUCUUUAUACUUGUUUAAUUUGUUUUACUAAUUCUUGUCUUUUGAACAUUUUAGGUCAUGAUGAGGAUGGAGCCUUUUGGGGUGAUUCUGAUGAGGAAUUGCAUAAAUCAUCUGAUUUGGAUAGGGAAUGGGAGAGGAGACGCGACCAAUUUCAUACUUGAUGAUAUUCAGAUUGGAUACCGCGAUGGCCUCUUAGCUGGUAAAGAAGCUAUUGCACAAGAGGGAUUCAAUGCUGGUUUUAAACAGUCUGUGCUUCUUGGAUUUGACUGGGGUCUUGUUAGAGGUGUUACCAGUGCAUUUGCCUGCCUUCCGGAUGGAUUGAAAGAAAAGCUGAUUGAAACACCAGAAAAGAGAAAUAAGUUCCUGGCCUUGUAUGAAUCCGUGCAUUCUCUUUCGACAACAGAUGCCCUGAAAUUGUUUUAUGAUGAUAUAGUGUCAAAGAAAGCAGCAGAGCAGAGUGAGCAUGCUACGGCCAGUUCUGAUACAGCAGGCUUGCAAUACAAAAUUUCGGAUUGCAGUUUGGGGAAUUAUGGUGGAGAGCUUCAGUCGCUUCUUAUUGAAUCUCCUGCAAUUGACUCACAUAUACGAGUAGACUAAUUAGUCUACAUAUUGUAACUGAGUUUUGGAUGUAUUACUUGUGUACUGAUGUAAAUAAAAAAAUGAAAAACUUCUCUCAUAAUUUUGACAGGAUUUUCUCA